GCCGGCCUGCCUCACCAAAUCCAACUCAUACGACAUUCAGGUGCUCAAAAAGAGAAAGCGGCAGAUUUGAGAGACGCGUCUAUUUAGCCAUACAGGCUCGUCCAAUCUCAUCUGCUAGGGCAUGUUCACCUUUUUAUGUUUGCGACCAAGCCCAACAGCAUUUCAUACAAAAGGGAGAGAAUUACACGGUCUGCACGUCAUUCCAUGCGUACUUGUCAUGACACAUUCAGAUUCACAAGAAGAAUCAUCCUUGAUGCUCAUUCGAAGCUACCGCCACCACCACCACAACAAAAAGAAUGCGCUGGAGACGUUUGCUAGUCCACGCAAAGGUGCAAAAAGAAUGGUUCGAAGAAUCCCGAGCAAGCUCAGGCACGUUGUCCCCUUCGUGGAUCGAACACGAUACCUCCAGAUUUAGUGACUGAGACUUCAGUCUGGCGCUCUCCCAAUUGAG
Alternaria alternata is the source of this 451-nucleotide messenger RNA. RefSeq lists its product as hypothetical. NCBI's taxonomy places the organism in Eukaryota, Fungi, Ascomycota, Dothideomycetes, Pleosporales, Pleosporaceae. The record is from RefSeq and is a predicted model, not a curated record. The coding region runs from base 122 to 415 and encodes 97 amino acids. The transcript has a single exon.